GAACCGUUACUUAGGGCCACAGAAUUGUUACUCAGGGACACAGAAUUGUUACUCAGGGACACAGAAUUGUUACUGAGGGCCACAGAACCGUUACUUAGGGCCACAGAAUUGUUACUCAGGGACACAGAAUUGUUACUGAGGGCCACAGAACCGUUACUUAGGGCCACAGAAUUGUUACUCAGGGACACAGAAUUGUUACUGAGGGCCACAGAACCGUUACUUAGGGCCACAGAAUUGUUACUCAGGGACAGACACAGAAUUGUUACUGAGGGACACAGAAUUGUUACUGAGGGCCACAGAAACGUUAAUCAGGGACACAGAAUUGUUACUGAGGGCCACAGAACCGUUACUUAGGGCCACAGAAUUGUUACUCAGGGACAGACACAGAAUUGUUACUGAGGGCCACAGAAUUGUUACUCAGGGACACAGAAUUGUUACUGAGG
Messenger RNA from Staurois parvus, 443 nucleotides. The record is from the annotation of a GenBank genome assembly. NCBI's taxonomy places the organism in Eukaryota, Metazoa, Chordata, Amphibia, Anura, Ranidae.